UCAGAGCUCACAGGAGUCUCCACCAUGGCCUGGGCCCCUCUCCUCAUCCCCCUCCUCACUCUCUGCUCAGGGUCCUGGGCACAGUCUGGACUCACCCAGGAAGCCUCGGUGUCGGGGUCUGUGGGGCAGAAGGUCACCCUCUCCUGCACUGGGAACAGCAACAAUGUCGGAAGUUAUACUGUGGGCUGGUACCGGCAGAUUUCUCGUGGUGCCCCCAAAACUGUGAUGCUCGGGACAUCUCGGCCCUCGGGGAUCCCUGAUCGCUUCUCUGGCUCCAAGUCUGGGAACACGGCCUCCCUGACCAUCUCGGGCCUCCAGCCUGAGGACGAGGCUGAUUAUUACUGUUCAACAUGGGACUAUAGCCUGGGUGCUGACACACCCCAGGGCUACACUGGCCUCCGGGCGUGUCUGGAGCCUGCUCCUGAGCAUGCCACUCCCUCGGUCAUCACAGGGGACACAGCAGGUCCAGUUAUCCUGGAGGGAGGUCUGAGUGCCCUCUGCUGCUGUGUCCACCCUCAGGACAGACCUGUGUCCUGCGCACCUACACCCCAUGCAAGGACAAACCUGAGGUGUUCCGGUGUUGGGAACCUUGGGCACACACAGGCCCUGCAGCCACUGAGUCACCCUGUCUACCCAAGCUUGACACCCAGCAUCCUGAGCAAGGGCCCCUCCUCUGAGCCGUCCUCCCGGAGAGAUCCUCUCUGUGCUCUGCUCCAGAGCAGGUGA
Lemur catta (Ring-tailed lemur) is the source of this 726-nucleotide messenger RNA. Its product is annotated as immunoglobulin lambda-1 light chain-like. The coding region runs from base 25 to 726 and encodes 233 amino acids. Gene Ontology annotation, biological process: immune response; immunoglobulin production. NCBI's taxonomy places the organism in Eukaryota, Metazoa, Chordata, Mammalia, Primates, Lemuridae. The transcript is spliced from 5 exons. The record is from RefSeq and is a predicted model, not a curated record.